This is a messenger RNA of Trypanosoma theileri, 1773 nucleotides long. RefSeq lists its product as uncharacterized. Gene Ontology annotation, molecular function: RNA binding. The record is from RefSeq and is a predicted model, not a curated record. Bases 1 to 1773 code for a protein of 590 amino acids. NCBI's taxonomy places the organism in Eukaryota, Euglenozoa, Kinetoplastea, Trypanosomatida, Trypanosomatidae. The transcript has a single exon.
AUGAUGAAGAAACAUGGGCUUCACUCAUUGGAGUUAAAAGCUCUUAGUGUUCCUUCCUCACUUCGAUUUAUGUUGGGUGUGGAGUAUGAAGUUGUAUACUGUGUUACUGAAGCGGGUAAUCGUCGUCCUUGUACAAUACGAUUUCCUCUUGUUGCCACAACAUUUCGAAAAUUAUUGGAAUUAUGUGCGGAGCGCUUCGGUCUGGAAUGUGUUCAUCACGAAGAUCAUUCUCUCCUCUCUGGAACUGCAAUGAUGCCGACUCUACGGUACAUUGACUAUUUACCAGGAGCUUUGCAUGUGGAGGAAUUGUUGGAAUGCCUUGGUGUAAAACCGUCUACAUCUGCUAAACGCGAUGGAAAUUCUGCACAUGAUUUUGUUGCAUCCUUUAUUGAUUACAGUGAAUACCGUACAGAUACAUCUUUAACAGAUGUACAUGGCACUGGAUUUUACUUAACACUGGAUUAUGGUCUAUCUACUGCUACUCACAGUCAUCUUGUAGAAAUACAGUUUCAUAAGGGCUGUUCUAUAGAUGAAGCUUUACGGGAGUUUGGAGAAUUUAGUGGUUGGAAUACAUUUGACUUGCGUUUUUAUGAUGAAAAUGAUAAACGUGCAGGUGGAAUAGUUGUAAUGCCAUCUAUUCAAGAUGCAUGUGAUUUAUUUGAAAAAUAUGAAGAUGAAGAUUCAGAUGAUGAGGGAGAAUUACUACAAUUCAUUCUUCGCCCUGUUUCACCUCUUGUACCGGUACCUUCUGUAGAGGAUUCUGCUUUAAAAAAGUUGCGUGAUCAACACUGGGGUGAAAUUGUAAAACAUUGGGAACGUUUCUCAAGAUGGCGUAACUGUGUUGUGGUAUCUAAUCUUUAUGAGUCUGCCUCUCUUGAGGAUACACUUGCUUUCUUUGAUGGACUUCCCAUUACGGCUUCUUCUUUGGUGGAGGAUAACUCACCUGCACGACGACGACGUGUUUUUGUAACAUUUGCUACUUCAGAUGCGGCUAAAAAAGCACUUUUACUCGAUGGUAGAAGUACAAAGGGAAAGACACUACGUGUACAAGUGUCACCCCCUUAUAUUGAUGAAAGCAGACGAGGAAGAGUUGUGGGAAGUCAUCCAACUUCACCUUCAGAUGAUGUGGUACGACAUAAGGAAAGUGCACAACGUACUGUCUCUUCUAGUCCACCCUUACAACAAGAGAAACGUGAUGUUGGGACUACUGCUGGCUAUGAUGUUUCCACACAUCACAACAGAGAUCGAAAUAAUAGUAAACGCGAUCAUGAGGAUAAACGCUGGAAUACACCUGCACAAGUCGGUAGCCCUCAAAUCGUCUCUGUAUCGUCGUCUGCUCAAAGAGAGGGUUUGGGUUCAUCCAAUAUUCCCGUACAAUCCACUACUAAUACUAAUACCAACACUACUGCUGCUGCGGCGGCGGCGGCACCGCAGACUACUCUCUGCAACACACCGCCUGUCACUUCGACGAUGAACGCCAACGCGAAGGAGUUCAUUCCCUCCACCGCCUUCCACCCACACGCCGCAUCCCCCGAGAUGUAUCCAUCGCCCAUGUUGGUGCCGUACGUGGAGGAGCAUCUUCUCCCACCGCCCGCCUACAACAGCGUCCCAAUGACGCGCCCCAUCAACUGCACACACCGCAGCCCGCGACUGAGUGCCGCCCCGCCGCCGUACACCGCACCGCCAUCGUACGCCGUCGCCACGCAGGUGUUGCAGCUCGUCACACAGAACCCGCCGUCACCUCCACCACCACCACCACCCUCCUCUCUGUAA